Molecule: messenger RNA, 7331 nt
Organism: Pygocentrus nattereri (red-bellied piranha)
Lineage: Eukaryota; Metazoa; Chordata; Actinopteri; Characiformes; Serrasalmidae
Gene: dip2ca
Product: disco-interacting protein 2 homolog Ca
Exons: 39
Coding region: 300-5156 (1618 amino acids)
Source: RefSeq, a predicted model, not a curated record
ACGCUGCUGUGCGAUCAGCGAGCCUCUCCGCCGCCACACACGCCGACACACACCGCGCCUCUCUCCUCUCUCCCACCCGCCCAGCCCGGAGCCGCUCGGACAUGGCUGGGCUCCGCUGAGAGAGACAGCACUCCGCACACGAAGGCGCUCCUCGACCCGCUCGGCCACCUCCAUCUCCCUGAAGCCCUUAUGCACCGCUGCGGCUGCGGCGCGGAGAAAGGACAGCAGCGCUGACACACUCGUCUGAGAGAGAAGAAAGAGGACGAGAGUGGUUUUAUUCCCCUCUUUUCAAACGGACAAUGGCGGACCGCGAUGCGCUGCCCCUUCCUCUGGAAGUGCGAGCCAGAUUAGCCGAACUGGAGCUGGAGUUGUCGGAAGGUGACAUCACACAGAAAGGCUAUGAGAAGAAGAGGGCAAAACUACUCGGAGCUUAUCUGCCACAGCCUCCAGGACUUGAAGCAUCCAUGGCACACGAGCGCAGACCGCCCAUGGGCCCCUCCUCCGCCUCCCGGUACCACCGCAGACGCUCUUCCGGCACCCGAGACGAGCGCUACAGAUCAGACGUGCACACAGAAGCGGUACAAGCGGCCCUAGCCAAACACAAGGAGAGGAAAGUGGCCGUCCCCAUGCCCUCAAAACGCCGCUCCCUGGUGGUCCAGACUUCUAUGGAUGCCUACACCCCUCCAGGCCUCUCCCCGCUUUCGUCCCUCCUGCCCCCCCUGACAGACACGUCGUCCGGCUCGGAGGAAGAGGGCGGCCAGGGCGAGGGGACACCUACGUCCAGCCAGGGCAGCGUAAGCAUGGACCACUGGAUCAGCCGCGCCAUCCACCAGGGCUCCACCACCUCCUCCUCGUCCUCCAGUACACAAAGCGGCGGCAGUGGGGCAGCGGGGCGCCUGGCAGACGUCCUCGCCCAGACACAUGUCAGCAAGCCAGGGCCGAUUGCUCACCUCUCGCUGAAGCGGAAAACUAUGCUCGGUGUAGCUGAGAACGGCAACUCGCUGCGUCGCUCCUGUGAGUUCGGAUCUGACCUCCUCUGGCCACCUCCCUUGGAGUCGGAUGAGAACCACUCAGCCCCUCCAGACGUCACCACCUACACUUCGGAGCACCCGGCCCAGGUGGAACGGCCGCAAGUGUCCACUGUGCCACGAACUACUCCCAAAUAUGGCAAUGCCGAGCUCAUGGAGACCGGAGACGGAGUUCCCGUCAGCAGUCGAGUCUCUGCUAAGAUCCAGCAGCUGGUUAACACGCUGAAGCAGCCCAGACGACCUCCGCUUCGGGAAUUUUUCGUCGACGACUUCGAGGAGCUUCUCGAGGUCCAGCAGCCUGACCCAAACCAGCCACGGCCGGAGGGGGCCCAGAUGCUGACCAUGAGGGGAGAGCAGCUGGGAGUAGUGACCAACUGGCCUCCGUCCCUGGAGGCGGCGCUGCAGCGCUGGGGAACCAUUUCUCCCAAAGCCCCCUGCCUGACCACCAUGGACACCAACGGCAAGCCCCUCUACGUCCUCACUUAUGGGAAGCUGUGGUCGCGGAGCAUCAAAGUGGCCUACAACAUCCUUCACAAACUGGGAACCAAGCAGGAGCCCAUGGUCAGGCCAGGAGACCGGGUGGCGCUCGUGUUCCCCAACAACGACCCCGCCGCCUUCAUGGUGGCCUUCUAUGGCUGCCUACUGGCUGAGGUUGUGCCUGUGCCCAUCGAGGUGCCACUCACUAGGAAGGACGCGGGCAGCCAGCAGAUUGGCUUUCUCCUGGGCAGCUGUGGUGUGACAGUGGCUUUGACCAGCGAUGCGUGCCACAAGGGGCUGCCCAAAGGACCCACCGGGGAAAUACCCCAGUUCAAAGGGUGGCCCAAGCUGCUGUGGUUCGUCACAGAAUCCAAACACCUCUCCAAGCCACCUCGUGAUUGGUUCCCUCAUAUCAAAGACGCAAACAACGACACCGCCUACAUAGAGUAUAAAACCUGUAAGGAUGGAAGUGUCUUGGGCGUGACGGUGAUGAGGAUUGCUCUGCUCACACACUGCCAGGCCCUCACACAGUCCUGCGGCUACACUGAGGCUGAGACCAUAGUGAAUGUAUUAGACUUUAAGAAGGACGUUGGCCUGUGGCAUGGCAUUCUUACAAGCGUGAUGAACAUGAUGCACGUGAUCAGCAUUCCCUACUCCCUGAUGAAGGUCAACCCGCUCUCGUGGAUCCAGAAAGUGUGCCAGUACAAAGCUAAAGUGGCGUGUGUGAAGAGCAGGGACAUGCACUGGGCUCUGGUGGCCCACAGGGACCAGAGAGACAUCAACCUGAGCUCACUGCGCAUGCUGGUGGUGGCUGAUGGAUCCAACCCAUGGUCUAUCUCAUCAUGCGAUGCGUUCCUAAACGUCUUCCAGAGUAAGGGGCUGAGGCCGGAGGUCAUUUGUCCGUGUGCCAGCUCUCCUGAGGCCCUCACUGUGGCCAUCAGGAGGCCUACUGAUGAUAGCAACCAGCCACCGGGUCGAGGGGUCCUGUCCAUGCAGGGUUUGAGCCACGGGGUCAUCAGAGUGGACACAGAGGAGCGCCUUUCCGUCCUCACGGUGCAGGAUGUGGGCACGGUCAUGCCUGGAGCUUUGAUGUGUGUGGUGAAACCGGAGGGAGUUCCGCAGCUGUGCAGAACCGAUGAGAUCGGAGAGCUGUGUGUGUGUUCAGUCGCCACGGGAACAUCGUACUACGGGCUCUCAGGCAUGACGAAGAACACCUUUGAGGUUUUCCCUAUGAAUAGCUCUGGGGCUCCUGUCAGUGAGUACCCCUUCACCAGGACAGGUCUGCUAGGCUUUGUGGGGCCAGGCGGCCUGGUCUUCAUCGCAGGAAAGAUGGAUGGCCUCAUGGUGGUCAGCGGGAGGAGGCACAAUGCAGACGACAUUGUCGCCACAGCACUGGCUGUGGAGCCCAUGAAGUUUGUGUAUCGGGGCAGGAUAGCUGUGUUCUCCGUGACGGUGCUGCACGACGAGCGCAUAGUGGUGGUGGCUGAGCAGAGGCCUGACUCCACAGAGGAGGACAGCUUCCAGUGGAUGAGCCGAGUGCUGCAGGCCAUAGAUAGCAUCCAUAACGUCGGAGUGUUCUGUCUGGCCUUGGUCCCUGCUAACACCCUUCCCAAGACGCCCCUGGGCGGGAUCCACCUGUCGGAGACCAAACAGCUGUUCCUGGAGGGCUCCCUGCACCCCUGCAAUGUGCUCAUGUGCCCCCACACCUGCGUCACCAACCUGCCCAAACCCAGGCAGAAACAGCCAGAGAUCGGACCUGCUUCAGUGAUGGUGGGAAACCUGGUGUCGGGGAAGAGAAUCGCACAGGCCAGCGGCAGAGACCUGGGCCAGAUUGAAGAUAAUGAUCAGGCAAGAAAGUUCCUCUUCUUGUCCGAGGUGUUGCAGUGGCGGGCGCAGACCACUCCAGACCAUGUGCUCUUUACCCUGCUUAGCUCACGGGGAGCGGUCUUGAGCUCGCUGACGUGUCUGCAGCUGCAUAAGCGAGCCGAGAAGAUAGCCGCCAUGCUGAUGGAGCGAGGACACCUGCAGGAUGGAGAUCACGUGGCUCUGGUCUACCCGCCAGGUAUAGACUUGAUAGCAGCCUUUUAUGGGUGCCUGUACGCUGGCUGUGUGCCCAUCACCGUGCGCCCGCCACACCCCCAGAACAUUGCCACCACGUUGCCCACUGUGAAGAUGAUUGUGGAGGUGAGCCGGUCGGCCUGCGUGAUGACCACACAGGUCAUAAGCAAGCUGCUGAAGUCCAAGGAAGCGUCUGCUGCAGUGGACGUCAGGACGUGGCCUCCUGUUCUAGACACCGAUGAUCUGCCAAAGAAGAAGCCCCCUCAACUGUACAAGCCCUCCAACCCCGAUACGCUGGCCUACCUUGACUUCAGCGUGUCCACCACAGGGAUGCUUGCAGGAGUAAAGAUGUCUCACUCCGCCACCAGUGCCUUCUGCCGCUCAAUCAAGCUCCAGUGUGAGCUGUACCCCUCUCGCGAGGUGGCCAUCUGCCUGGACCCAUACUGCGGCCUGGGCUUCGUCCUCUGGUGCCUCUGCAGUGUGUACUCAGGGCACCAGUCCAUCCUGAUCCCGCCGUCGGAGCUGGAAGUGAACCCGGCGCUCUGGCUGCUGGCUGUCAGUCAGUUCCGUGUCAGGGACACCUUCUGUUCAUACUCAGUCAUGGAGCUGUGCACCAAGGGCCUGGGCCUGCAGACCGAAUCACUCAAGUCUCGUGGUUUGGACCUAUCCCGUGUCAGGACGUGUGUGGUGGUGGCGGAGGAGAGGCCCCGGAUAGCGCUCACUCAGUCUUUCUCCAAACUCUUCAAAGACUUGGGCCUGCACCCGCGGGCCGUCAGCACAUCUUUUGGCUGCAGAGUCAACCUGGCCAUCUGCCUGCAGCCUCACAGGCUUGGGAAGCUUGAUCAGGGCACCUCUGGACCAGACCCAACUACUGUGUACGUGGACAUGAGGGCCCUCAGACAUGACAGAGUGCGGCUGGUUGAGCGAGGCUCUCCUCAUAGCCUGCCUCUCAUGGAGUCUGGAAAGAUUUUACCUGGAGUACGAAUCAUCAUUGCUAAUCCGGAGACCAAGGGCCCUUUGGGAGAUUCUCAUCUCGGCGAGAUCUGGGUGCACAGCGGUCAUAACGGCAGCGGCUACUUCACCGUGUAUGGAGACGAGGCUCUGCAGUCUGACCACUUUAACUCCCGCCUGAGCUUCGGAGACACACAGACCGUGUGGGCGCGCACAGGCUACCUGGGAUUCCUGCGGCGCACAGAGCUGACCGACGCCAGCGGAGAGAGGCAUGAUGCGCUGUACGUGGUGGGCGCUCUGGAUGAGGCCAUGGAGCUGAGGGGGAUGAGGUACCACCCCAUCGACAUCGAAACCUCCGUCAUCCGCGCACACAAGAGCAUCAUGGAGUGUGCGGUGUUUCCCUGGACCAACCUGCUGGUGGUGGUAGUGGAGCUGGAGGGUUCGGAGCAGGAGGCGCUGGACCUGGUGCCGUUGGUGACAAACGCAGUGCUGGAGGAGCAUUACCUGAUCGUGGGCGUGGUGGUAGUGGUGGACGUCGGCGUGAUCCCCAUUAACUCCCGCGGAGAGAAGCAGAGGAUGCACCUGCGCGACGGCUUCCUCGCGGACCAGCUGGACCCCAUCUACGUGGCCUAUAAUAUGUAGCCCCAGUGUAUGUGUGUAUGUUUGAAGAUCACGAAUGACUGGUGGGGUCAUCUUCAUGAAAAGAGAAAAAUACUGACUGUGAUGGACCGUCAUGGAGAAAAUGUAAAAUGUGAGCGCUCUGACCGACAGAGACGGAAGGAAGAAUCCAUUCAUCUUGGAAGAAAGGAAGCAACCGUCCUUCUCCAGGAUGGACGAAGAGCCCCUGCUUUUGCUCGUUUGGAUAUCGCUUUUUACAAGUGUCGCUCUGUUUUCAUGUACGGUAUCGCAGCGUUGCUCAUUUUCAGUCAGCCCUACAUGAGCGAAGGACUUUUAAAUAUCUACAUACUGUGGCAAACUGUGUAUUUUACGUUUACUGUAGAUUUGGAGUAACUUGUUCAAAAUUCUACAUACAUAAACGAUGCAGGACACUUUUUUUUUUUUUUUUUUUAAAAGAGGUACAAAACCAAUACAGUUCUAUGUAUAAUUGCAACCGUCCUCCAGCAAUUUGCCCAUUUUCAUUUUAUGACCUUUGUAAAUGUCCCCAUAGCAGGAUGCAAAAAAAAAAAAAAAAAAAAAAAAAAAAAUCCCUGCUUUUUCAAUUACAUGUUUAAUAUCAUUGUACAAAGAUGAAGGUAAACACAAGUCAAGUUGUGUAAUUAUGUACAGAAAAUAGUUAUUAUUUAUUUUGUUCUUUUUAGAAGUGUGUGAGAGAAGACAUUUGGAAAUGUUUUCCUCAUUAAAUAAUAUUGCUAAUAUAAAACAAAGCAUUGUAUCAUCUUGAGUGAGUAGUAUCACAUCAAGUAUAUGUAAAAAAUAUAAAUAUACAAAUUAUAUAUAUAAAUAAAUAAAUAUAAAUAUAUAUAAAUAUUAAAAUAAGAUCUAGGAGUCACCAAUGAAGUUUCCGAUGCAGUACUUGCCACUUGCAUGGUGUCUGUAGACAGAAGUUUGACGAACGUUUAACGCGCACACGAGCGAAGCCGAGAAUAACGUCACUGCGAACAGAGAAAGAGGAGAAAAAAAAACCCCAUCUUUUUUUUAAUCAGAUGGAUGCAUCGUGUAAUGCCCUUACGAAAAGAAUUCUUACCAUGUGCCUGGAGCUCUGUUUACACACAGUGUCACACCUUUGGCUGAACUGCUGCACUUCUUACGUUACUCACGUUUUUUUGUUUUUUUCUUUGCUUGUUUGCUUUUUGAGUUCUUCCUUUUUUUGUUUUUGUAUCCUAAACUUUUCUGCGAGUAACUUAUUAGCAGGUUUGUACAGAUGCGCAUUUAGGCUGACCGGUCACAUUGAAGCCAUCCCAGUCUGUGCUUUUUCCAUAAAAGACACAACCGGAAAAACAUCUGCUGCAGCUGCCCGCAACCCAUUUUUACAUUAUGUGCAAGUUAAUGCAAUCUUACCUGCUUUGCUGCUUUCCUGCUUUAGUCAUUUUAGAGUCUUCAUCCUACCUGGCACACCUUCGAGCCAAGGAACUGCAGGUAUAUGCAAUAUACAAAUCUGACAGGUGAAAAAUACAGCAGCUAAUUAAGAGACGGACAAAGGAAAGCAUAUGAAUUGUCACUUGUACAUUACAUUAGGACAUGAUUUGGCUCACGAGUGCUUGUUCUAUUCUAAUUCCAGAAAACUAGCGGUCAUCCGAGAUCAGCAAAACGUUGCCCUUUCCUGCCUUAUCGCUGCGUAUGGUUUGGGUUGCGACGUCUAGCGCGAGUAGCUAAUCCUCGAGGUGCAGAGGUGGGGGUCUUGUAGUGCUGUCCGGCCGUCCCCCGUACAAUUAUCUUUAUUUUUUUGUUUGUGGUUUUUUUUUCAUAAGUGUAAUUAAAGUUGUACUGUGUAUGGGAACCAAGUUUACACUUCUUCAUAGAGUGACAAUGCAAUUAUUUUUUCUUUUUAAAAAGAAGGAAAAGUCUUAACGUACGUAUUCGGAAGCAUUAGUGUUGUCAUUCCCAUACAAAAAUGGAAAAAAAAAAAAUGUUUUCCCCAUUUGGAAAAAGAGAAAAAAAAAAAUGUGCACAUAACUUUCAACCUGUGACGUUCCUUCCCUUUUUUGUUGGAAAUCUUAGACUUACUACGUGAGAGAGUCUGCAUGGUGUGUGUAAAUAUUGUUGGUUACAGAAAAAAAGACAAAAAAAAUUAUUUUGUAUGGUGCAGGUGUGUUUGAAAUUCUGUUUUGUACACAUAAUUAAAAGUAUUAAAUAACA